AUAAAUUUGUUAUUUAUUUAUUUUGUACAAAAUCGUUCAAUUGUUCGUUAGAUAUUUUUAUUAACUUUUAAUCAAUAACCUAAGUUUCCUCUAAAUUACAUUUUCCAUAUAUUUCACGAGUCCCGGUGGUACUAAACAAAAUUAUCAUCAAUGACUUCUGCUGCAAGAUCGACCAUGAUCGAAACACAACGUUGUUUUCUGAAGUUCAUUGGAAAAUGUACAUCACGCCGUCACUGUCGAAGUAUUUCGAAAAUGCCGACUGACGAUGGGAAAGUCAAGAACAAAGAGUGCAGCGAAAAUGACCAAAACCCAGAACCAGCAUCAGACUCCAAUGACACGAAGAAUUCCAAAUUCAAGGAGUACGAUUGCUUUUUGCCAGAUCGAAAAGGUGACGUACAAGUUUGUAUAAUCGGAGGAGGCGAGACAUCGAUUUACACGGCUGUUCUUUUAAAGCAAUCUCGAAUGAUAAAACACGUGCAUCUGGUGGACGCACAAAACUCGAUGGCUGGUGCAGUUUUGGAUGCAAGUCAUAUCGACACGUCUACCCGUAUAAAGUACUUUAAGAGGAAGAAUAUAAAACAUGCCCUCAAGGAAACGAAUAUUAUCGCGCUGAUGGAUGAAAGGGAUCCAAAUACGAUAGAUUCAAAUCUUCCUGCUCAGUUUGAGGCUCUGACGGCGUACACGUGCGAAAUGGCCGAGCAAAUGGUAACAGUCAGCUCGGACGCUUUGGUAGCCGUUUUUGCUCGACCAGUCACAACAACGCUUCCAAUGGUCUCCGAGAUCUAUAAACUCGCCGGAUGGUGGGAUCCAGACAGGAUCAUCGGCUCCACCUCUCACGAACGCAUGCGAAUGGAGGCAACGACUGCCAAUCUCUUAAAUCUGAAUCCUGCAUUCCUAUCAAUCCCCAUGGUCGGUGGGGCAGAUCCGUAUACCAUUGUUCCGCUUUUAUCGCAAGCUUGUCCAAUCAACCGAUUCACCAAUACGCAACACGACAUGCUGAUGCGAUCCCUGCGCGACUCGGACAAAGAGAUGGCGAACAUCGAAUCCAGGGGACCGACAUUGUCAGCUGGAGCAGCCGCUGCUAAGUUAAUUCUCGCCCUUGCCGGUGGACUUGGCGGAUUUGCAAACGUCGUCAACUACGCUUACGUGCGAUCAAACGUGAUGCCAGGCUGUCGAUUUUUUACCAGCAAGUUACAUUUCGGCCCAGGUGGCGUACAGAAAAAUUUCGGCCUGCCAAAAAUGUCGCCAGCGGAAAUAGCGCACCUCGAACAAGCGAUCCCGUUCAUUAACCAGUACACUGAAAUGGCAAUGAAAGCGGCUUUCGGACGUAGAAGCGUCAAGCUAAAAUGUGAAUAAACAGCGCGCCAACGGAGAAUACAUAUUUCCUUCACGAUUUGAUCGCCUAUAUCAUGCAACUGGCGUUUGCGAUGUGUUCAUAGAUUAUUCAAUCUAUAAAUAUCGAAACA
This is a messenger RNA of Hylaeus volcanicus, 1466 nucleotides long. RefSeq names its product malate dehydrogenase, mitochondrial-like. Lineage: Eukaryota; Metazoa; Arthropoda; Insecta; Hymenoptera; Colletidae. Gene Ontology annotation, cellular component: cytoplasm; mitochondrion. The record is from RefSeq and is a predicted model, not a curated record. Gene Ontology annotation, biological process: tricarboxylic acid cycle. Gene Ontology annotation, molecular function: L-malate dehydrogenase (NAD+) activity. The transcript is spliced from 4 exons. The coding region runs from base 151 to 1356 and encodes 401 amino acids.